AACAGUUGUUACAGUUGUGCUAUUGGUAUCUCAUUCCGUCAUAGCUUUGCCGAAUGUGCGGAGCGAGAGAGAAACAUUGAUACAAGUAAAUAUUACCAUUACGAUGACUUGACAAACUUUCUUCACAAUAUGGUGAACCAAAACCCAACUAUUUCUAAACUUCAUGCAGUUGGACAAAGUGUUCAAAACCGGACUCUUUGGGCAAUACAGAUCUCCGAUAAGAUCAACGAAACAGAAGUGGGAGAACCAAUGUUCAAAUAUGUUGGAAAUAUGCACGGAAAUGAAGUGAUAAGUAAGCAGGUUUUGAUAUAUCUCAUACAGUAUCUUUUGGAGCAGUAUGGACAAGAUUCAAGAGUUACACAUAUUGUUGACAGCACGAAUAUAUUCAUCAUGCCGACAAUGAACCCUGAUGGCUUUGAGAACGCCGUUGACGGACAGUGUACAGGUGUUGUUGGAAGACCAAAUGCCAAUAGCGUGGAUCUUAAUAGGAAUUUUCCAGAUCAGUUUCUGAGUCAGCCAGAAAAACCUAUGCAGCCAGAAACUCUCACAAUGAUCAACUGGAUUGAAUCCAACCCAUUCGUCUUAUCAGCCAACUUGCAUGGUGGCAGUGUUGUAGCUAGCUACCCAUUUGAUGACUCCAGACUUCACCGACAAGCAGGAAAAUACAGUAAAGCAGCCGAUGACAGUGUAUUCAGGCUCCUAGCUCACACUUAUGCUGAUAACCAUUUGCACAUGCACGAAGGCAAUAUUUGUGAUGGUGACAACUUUGUUGCUGAGAGAGGGAUAACUAAUGGUGCUGAAUGGUAUGAUGUCCCAGGUGGUAUGCAGGACUACAACUACCUCCACAGCAACUGCUUCGAGAUCACCCUGGAGUUGUCCUGCUGCAAAUACCCCCCAGCCUCGGCUCUCCCCACAGAGUGGGAAAACAACAAACUGGCUUUGCUGGCCUACAUGGAAAUGGUCCAUAUCGGCAUCCACGGCUUUGUGAAGGACAGCAAAACUGGUGACGGAAUCCAAGAUGCCGUGGUGAUGGUAGAGGACAUCAAGCACAACAUCACGUCGGUGGAUGGCGGGGCCUACUGGAGACUGCUGAGUCCAGGCAACCAUACUGUCACCGUACAUGCUGACGGGUACGAGGCGCUGACACUCUCGGUGGAGGUACCUGAAGGUCCUGGUAUAACACAGGACUUCCGGCUGAACAAGCCACAAGAAAGCUUGACCCCCCCAAGUUCUCCACCCUCGCAACCAACAGAGGAUCCCCUGGACAAGCUGAAUGAGUUUGUGAGCCGCUUCCAGGUGGCCGAGCACCGGGAGAAGAUGUCGUUCAGGGAGCCACAACAGUUUGUCCACCAUCAUUAUGAUAAACUCACAAAUUUCCUCUAUGACCUGGCUGAGAAAUACCCAAACAUCACUCACUUGUAUUCUGUUGGAAAGACGGUCCAGAACAGGGACCUGUGGGUGAUGGAAGUCAGCGACAACCCAGGCAGACAUGAACCAGGAGAACCUGAGUUCAAGUACAUUGGUAACAUGCAUGGUAACGAAGUGGUUGGUCGGGAACUGCUGCUGCAGCUACUGGAACUACUGUGCAGUAACUAUGGUAACAAUGAUUUCAUCACAUUGAUGGUUGAUCUGACCCGGAUACACAUCAUGCCAACCAUGAACCCCGACGGCUAUGAGAUAGCUGUUGAAGGUGAUGUACAAGGAGUGCGAGGCCGACCCAACAGCCACAACAUGGACCUGAACAGGAACUUUCCUGACCAGUACAAGACAUUAUAUACCAAUGCAGAGCAGGAGCCUGAGACAAAGGCUGUAAUGAAGUGGGUCCAGUCCCUCCCAUUUGUUCUGUCUGCCAACCUCCAUGGUGGGUCCCUGGUGGCCAACUACCCCUAUGAUGACUUCGCUCCUAAUGGUCACGCUGUGUACAGCCGAUGUCCCGAUGACCAGACCUUCCAACUGUUGUCUGAAGCCUACUCUUUUGCUCACUCUCAGAUGCACCUUGGACACCCAUGCCCUGCCAUCAGUAACGAGUACUUCAAGGACGGAAUUGUCAAUGGCUCUAAGUGGUACAGUGUUGCAGGCGGGAUGCAGGACUGGAACUACCUCCACACCAACUGUUUUGAGAUCACCCUUGAGCUGGGAUGUACAAAGUACCCCAUGGAGUCUGAGCUGCCAAAGUACUGGGCCACCAACAAGUUCCCCCUGCUGGUCUACAUGGGACAGGUUCACAAGGGUGUGAGAGGUUUUGUUCUGGAGGAAGACAGCCAGCAUGGUGUGGCCAACGCUUCCAUCCAGGUGAAGGGCAUCAACCACACCAUCAUCUCGGCCCAGGCCGGCGACUACUGGAGACUCCUAGCCCCUGGGCAGUACAUCAUCACCGCCAGCAAACAGGGCUACCACCCCCAGUCAGUCACAGUUCGGGUGACAGAUGGCACUGCUGUAGUUGUUAAUUUCACGCUGAAGCUCGCAGACGGGCAGCGUUGGUCACAGUCUUUUGACUUUGACAUCGCUGAGAACUUAGAGGGUAUGUCCUACCUGACAACACAUGGUAUCCAGGAUGAGGUGAACCAGCUGGCCCGACUGAACCCAGCGUUUGUGACUGCCGACACGCUGCACAUGAACCGCAAGGGGAAGUCCGUGACGGCCCUUCACAUGUCUUCAGACAUGGACCAGCAUGAAGAGAACAAAGCCCAUGUACUGUUGCUAGGCGGACUGAAUGGAGACGACCCUGUCAGCACGGAGCUGCUCAUGAGGCUUGCCAGACAUCUGAUUAAAGGCUACAACCAGAAACACCCCCACUGUGUGAAGCUGAUAGAACACAGUCACAUCCAUAUCAUCCCACACGUCAACAUUGAAGGUGCCAGCAAGGCUGUUCCUGGUGACUGUGGAGGUGAACACUACUCGGGACAACGAUUUGCUGAUCUUGUCAAAAACAAUGACACAGUCGUUGCUGCCCUGAAGAGUCAGUUUGACGUGCACCAGUUUGAGUUUGUGCUGGCCCUGGAGGGAGGAGGGAUGUACAUGGUCAUCCCGCGCAGCUCUGAGGUGAUGGGUGAGUCAGGGAUAUACACAGCCUUGACAGAGGACGACCCAGUGCUGCAGAUGCUAGCCCACACCUACGCCGCAGCCAACACCGCCAUGUACGAGUCGGGAACCUGUGGGGGGGCGGUCCUGGAGGGGGUGAAGCAUGGAGCUGACAUCAACCCUGAUGGCAAGGCAGCACCCCUGAUGGACUGGGCUUAUGAUCAACACCACACUUUCAUGGUCAGUAGAGGAAUGUCUGCAGGCGCUUGUUGUACGCCUACAUCAGCUGUUGUAAAUACCCCCCCUCCAGACAUGCUGCCCAGUCUAUGGAUGUCCAACCUCAACCCACUGAUGAACACUCUUCUUAAAACACUGCAGGGUGUCCAGGGGCAAGUGGCCGACAUCAGUAGCAGCCCCAUCAAGGAGGCCAUCAUCAAGCUGGACAACAGAGAGUUCACCGCCUCCGAGGAUGGCACAUUCUUCUUCCUCCUUAAUGAAGGCUUCCACACCAUUGAAGCAGAUACACCAGGUAAUGCAUGCACUGACACCAUUGAAGCAGAUAUACCAGGUAAUGCAUGCACUGCCACCAUUGAAGCAGAUACAUCAGGUAAUGCAUGCACUGACACCACUGAAGCAGAUACACCAGGUGAUGCAUGCACUGACACCACUGAAGCAGAUACACCAGGUGAUGCAUGCACUGCCACCAUUGAAGCAGAUACACUAGGUAAUGCAUGCACUGACACCAUUGAAGCAGAUACACCAGGUAAUGCAUGCACUUACACUAUUGAAGCAGAUACACCAGGUGAUGCAUGCACUGCCACCAUUGAAGCAGAUACACCAGGUUACGAGUCCCUCAACAAGAAGUUCCUCGUGGAGAGUGAUGUGACAAGCGAGGUGAACUUGAUGUUGACGCCUGAAGCAGACUCACUGGAAUACCAUGAUUACCAGCAAACCAAGGACAUGCUGCAGGGGCUCACCAAUACAUGCAAGGGCAUAGUAAAGAUACACAGUAUUGGAACCAGCAGCCUGAAGCGAGACCUCCUCAUGGCCGAUUUCCACAAGCCAGGGAAGAACAGCACCCCAGGGGUUUUGUUUGUGGGCAAUAUCCAUGGCAACGAGGCAGUUGGCAGGGAGCUGCUGUUGCUGCUGGCUGAUGACAUCUGCCGAAAUUAUGGGAAGGAUUCUUACAUAACUGAUCUUGUAGACAACACCCGUCUGUAUCUCCUGCCGUCCCUCAACCCUGAUGGAAUGGCGUUGUCAAAAGAGGGUUGUGAGUCCACACAAGGACACAAGAAUGGGAGGGAGAUUGACCUGGACAUGGCUUUCCCAGGUAUUGAGGCCGACUUGAGGCAGAUCCUGGAGCCAGAGGUGGCAUCUCUCACCCAAUGGAUGGCUGGCACGGAUCUGUCUACUGCCAUCAGCCUACAGAAUGGAGACCUGGUUGUUACAUAUCCUCACAGGAGAACAGCCCUGACUAUGAAGGCAGAUGAGGCCACCCUGAAGAAACUUGCCUCUGCCUACGUAAGCAACCACCCCCAGCUGAAGUCCGGGGCAGCCGGCUGUGACAACACCACAGGUAAAUACCCUGGAGGAAUGGUCAGUGCCUUCAAACAACACAACCACUCUGGGAGUUUGAUGGACUACAUCUACGACAGCCAGCACAUCCCCACCAUCACCGUCUACACCGGCUGCUGUGUCUACCCACCGUCCUCCUUGCUCAUUGACCUCUGGCACGCCAACAAGAAGUCCCUGCUUGCUGUCAUACAGGAGUCCCACUACGGGGUGUCAGGCGUGGUGGUCAAUAAGCCCGGUACUGGUAUGUCUGGUGUCGUCAUAUACGUGAAGGACUCAGGAACAUUCCAGACACUGGCUGACCCUCACGGUUACUUCCACAUGUACCUCGCCCCAGGCAAAUACUCUCUGAAGACCUUCAGUCCAGAAUUCCCGCAACACACCAUGAGUGUCACAGUGGGAGCUGAUUCAGAUCAAGGAAAAGAAGUUAGAAUUGUCAUGUCAAAAACAACAUCAAAGACACUUCUGGUUGUUGCAGCAGGUGUUAUCAGUUUCGUGGUCAUCAUCGCCAUCACAGCCAUCAUCUGCUUGAAGACCGGGAAGAACAAGAAGUAUGACAACAUUGGCUUCCAUCGCCUCAACGGGGAAGCUGAGGAUGAAGAUGAGAUCGAAUUUUUUCAGCAGAAGAAUAAAUAUAAUACAAAGGAAUAUCACGACUACAGCUCAGAUGAUGAACACGAUCUUUAUGAUGGACGAUUAUUGAGACGAUAGUCACAUUUCAUCAAUUAUACUCAAAAGUAACAUGUUAGAGAUAUGUUACCAAAAACCUCGGGGGUUAUACUGUAAGUCAUGAAAUUAAUGCAUGUUGGUCAUGAGAUAAUUGAGACUGCUUGCUUGCUUUGUUAAGGUGAGCCUUUUUUACCUGAAUGUUGAUAAUGCUAUUGCCAUGUGAGGUGAACUGCACAAGCUGGGAAUCAGCAUUGUUAGGCUGUAAAUUAAAUAUGAUUUAUCAAUAGACAAUUAAGUGAAGCACUGGACACAGCGUUUCUCAGUUCUAGUUUGGGCGGUAGGGUAGCCUGGAAGUGAAAGCAUUCCCCCUAAAACACUGAAGGCCCAGGGUAUAUUCCCCACAUGGAUAUAUUGUGAAGCCCAUACUGGUGCCCCACACCAUGAUAUUGCUGAAAUAUUGCUAAAAGCAGUGUCAAACCAUGUCCUGCUACAGCACAUGAUCAUGAUUUUGAGAUUAAACGUGUGCUUUAAACAACAGCACAUGUAGUGAUGUGUAAUAUAUACUGAACAUUGCUGCUAUUCCACACUCUAAAGAUACCACCAACACUUCUUCAUUGUUUGACAAAGUUGGUCUCAUCUUAAGUGCUUCAGCUGGCAAUUUCUGUUGUUCACAUCAGGGAACAAAUAAAGUUCCUUUUUAAUCAGAUAGUGUUUUCUAAUUUCAGAGCUACCACCUUUAUCUGAUGAAAAACUUUAAACUUGGGGUGAAGCAUAAAUUUGAUGCCAUGAGUUUCAUGAUUUGCAGUAUGUUGCUGACAACGGAGGGGGGUAGUUGAAGCUGUGUUGACAGUCUCCCCAUUGUUACAAGCACAAGCCAGUAUGUUGGAUCCAUGCUGGGUGUUCUGUGUAAUCAGCUUCCAUCCUGUGAUCAGAUUGUUUGAGGCUGCACACAGAUACAUAUGACGAUACAAUGUGUAACUGAUUACGGUCUUACUGACUGUUUACUAUCUCUACCAGUCGGUGGGGCAAUGGGGCACUGUAUUGUUUGCCCCUCAUGCCAAAAACCUGGUCGAUUCCCCACCUGGGUACAUUGUAUGAAGCCCAUAUGUGGUGUCUAUGAUAUUGGUAAAAGCAGUGUGAUUGAGGCAUUUACCAUGUCAUGUCAGAGGUCAUGUUCCACAUCAUGUUGGUAUUCAUGUACCAUGUCAUGUCGUUGGUCAUGUACCAUGUCAUGUUGUUGGGCAUGUACCAUGUCAUGUUGUUGGGCAUGUACCAUGUCAUGUUGUUGGGCAUGUCAUGUCGGUGGUCAUGUACCAUGUCAUGUCGGUGAUCAUGUAACAUGUCAUGUUGUUGGGCAUGUACCAUGUCAUGUUGUUGGGCAUGUACCAUGUCAUGUUGUUGGGCAUGUCAUGUCGGUGGUCAUGUACCAUGUCAUGUCGGUGAUCAUGUAACAUAUCAUGUUGGUGUCAUGUACCAUGUCAUGUUGGGCAUGUACCAUGUCAUGUCGGUGGUCAUGUACCAUGUCAUGUCGGUGGUCAUGUAACAUGUCAUGUUGGCGUCAUGUACCAUGUCAUGUCGAUGGUUAUGUAACAUGUCAUGUCGGUGGUCAUGUACCAUGUCAUGUCGUUGGUCAUGUACCAUUUCAUGUCGUUGGUCAUGUACCAUGUUAUGUCGUUGGUCAUGUACCAUGUCAUGUUGGUGGUCAUGUAACAUGUCAUGUUGGUGGGCAUGUACCAUGUCAUAUUGUGGGGCAUGUACCAUGUCAUGUUGCUUUCAUGUACCACGUCUUGUCGAUGGUAAUGUACCAUGUCAUGUUGUUGGGCAUGUACCAUGUCAUGUCGGUGGUCAUGUACCAUGUCAUGUUGGUGGUCAUGUAACAUGUCAUGUCGGUGGUCAUGUUCAAUGUCAUGUCGCUUGUAAUGCUGUACAUCAUGUUAAUGGUCAUAUGCAAUGUCAUGUCAGUCAUCUUCCAUGUCAAGUUGGUGGUCAUGGCAGCUACAAGCUACUCACAUUAACAUGGACGAUGAACAAAGGGACAUAUUCUCUGUGUACAGCCUCAAAAGUCUGGCUCCAAUAUUGCAUAAGAAGUGUACAUAGUUUAUUUUGUGAUAGUUUUGCAUGAGUCAAGUGAGGUGAUGGAUAUGAAGAUGUGUGUCCAAUGUAAUGUAUUUUGUCGGGGAAUGCAGGGUGGAACAUAUCCAAAUGAAACAGAUUAGUAUAUUUUGGUUUUUUCCUAAUUUGAAGUCAGCAGUGAUAGACAGUGGUAUACUGGUGGAGACUUGUGGAGGAGCUCCAGCUGGCUGGGUACAGUAGGGCUGAUGUUGGUAUCAGGGAUUACUUAAACAGAUAUUUGUUGUUGUAAGACAUGCCUUGCACAACACAGUUUAUAGUAAACCUGAAAUAUCAGUUGUUUAGAAUCUCCAUGGACUAACCCAUGUUUCAGUGGAUGAAACAGACCCAGAAGGAAGGCAUAUCCAUGUGUAUAAAACCAGUGUAUGAAACAAGCCAAAAAACCCUGCCACACAUCAGGGUUGGGAACUUCAAAAUGGUACCAGCCCAAAAUAAAUUUAACCAGACCAGACAAUCCAAAGAAAAUAACUCAAUUUUUAGUUACCAUGAAUAAUGUAAUGAACCUGAGAGAUGUAUUUACUGCAGAACACGAUAGGUACAUCGAUAUGUGUUGCUCGUUUAGCGGUAAUAUAUGUCAACGCAGUGCUUUGACAUUGCGAUACAAUAGUUCAAAGGUCAAACAAUAAUGUCAAGUCUAAUUUUAACGCUCAAUUUGAAAAAUAGAUUUUCAGAUAUGGUGAAUUUACUCAGAUGUAUGGAACAUGUUAUCUAUAUUUUUACCAGACCAUCGGGAUGGCUAGCUGUGAAUUUACACCGUCCGUCAGAAAUCUAGCCUGUGUCAGGCAGUCAGACAGGCCUUAUUUCAUACACUGAUAUAACCUGCCCUACAGUGAGAUGCAGAUAUAUUUAUGGGGUUUAUAUGGUCUGGCAAACUUUAUUCAAUGUAUGUAUAUAUAUUUAGUAACAUGUAUCAAUAUGUUUCCAGUGUUUGUAGUCGAUGUUCAUAGAGUAACUAUUUUGGUUGAGGGUGUAUGGGUAAGCAUGCCUCACAGAUUUAGCCAGGAGAUUUGCCUUACUGUAGUCAAUAGGUGAUCCACUGGAGUACAACAGUGGUUCUCUCCAGUUGUGCCAGGUUGUUGGUGAAGAAAUACUUAGACGUGCAUCACACUAAUGUUAAAUGGCUUCAGAUGGGCAUUUUUUCACUGAUGUCUCAACCCCAAACCCAAACAUUCCGAUUGGUCAGUCAUCAAUUAUGCGAAGGCUUCCAGAAGUUUACACAUCUAGCUCAGCCUGUAUGAUAUGCCUCAUGUAAACUAUUCCUACAUAUGUCGUUUUUACCCGUUUGACUUCAUGUUAACAGCUUUUCUCCUGAAAUGUUUUGUUAGCUUUGUUUGCAGCCAUGUUGGCACCAGGAUGCUACACGUUGCUGACUUGUCCAUUCCUGGUCCAUUCCUGGUCCAAUAGUUCUGUGUUUUACUGUAAAUGCCACAUUAUACACAGUGCAUCAUUUGUAAAAUAAAAGCUGGAAUUCAUCU
Haliotis rubra (blacklip abalone) is the source of this 8867-nucleotide messenger RNA. RefSeq names its product carboxypeptidase D-like. The record is from RefSeq and is a predicted model, not a curated record. The transcript is spliced from 26 exons. Gene Ontology annotation, biological process: proteolysis. NCBI's taxonomy places the organism in Eukaryota, Metazoa, Mollusca, Gastropoda, Lepetellida, Haliotidae. The coding region runs from base 391 to 5304 and encodes 1637 amino acids. Gene Ontology annotation, molecular function: metallocarboxypeptidase activity; zinc ion binding.